Messenger RNA from Acanthoscelides obtectus, 4745 nucleotides. The record is from the annotation of a GenBank genome assembly. NCBI's taxonomy places the organism in Eukaryota, Metazoa, Arthropoda, Insecta, Coleoptera, Chrysomelidae.
AUGUUAAACAUUUUUAACAGAUUAUUCCUUUUUUUCAGUAACGUAUUCAUAGUCAUAACUGACUUUUUUCUUGCCUCCCGUGAGACCGAUUUUAUGCCAGUGAAGAAACGAUCAAUCGCUGAAUCAACGAAGAUAGAGAAGUAUCACCCAUCAUCAGAAAGACCCCUGAAGCAGGCAAGACUCACGAACGCCAGUAGUUAAAACAUAAAAAGAAAUAAACAACACGAUAUUCUAAACCUUCUUCCACUUUGUUACAAAUAUCGAUCUCGAAAACAAUUAUUAUGAAGUACAAUUUAAGUUUUGUUUCUUGAAAGAAAUUUAAUUAAUUAUAAGUUCUGUACAGUUAAGUACUAUAUUUUGUUUGUCUAUUCAUAGACUUUAUAUUGUAUUUAUUUUAAAGUAGUUUUUUGUUUCUUUCUUUUGAUCUCCAAAAUCUUGUAAUUUCAUUGGUGGUUUUUCGUGUGGGUUACCUCUAUAUAUCUUCACCUUCGACUAACGACCAACGACCGUAUUGUCAAAAUAUCUCUUUAUUUUAUUAGAUAAUGUCAGACAACAUCAUCGCUAAGUUUUGUUUUAUGUAGUAAUCAAAUGCAAUUACUUUGUCCAGAAUUGUAUCAAUAAUUUUUAUUUUUGAAAUCGUAAGAUAAUAGUGGUUUGAGCUCAUGCUUUACGACAAACAAUGUAAUUUUAAAAAAUGGCACUGAACAAAAGUGAAACUCCUAAAACUUACCCUCUGAUCCGUCACUAUACUGUUUUCGCAAAACCACAUUACAUAUAUGCAAAUAUUACUAGCGUUUCGGUUGUCCAAGCAGUAUGUAAAUGUCAAACUUACACAUAUUCAAUUUCGAGCAACCAAACGAUUUUUCCAACAGCUGUGGUUUUACAACCGUGAUAUGGAGAAGAAUGAGUAUGUUAAAUAUCUGAUCGGUUUUGAAGUUGUGAAUGAUUUUCUGGCUAUCUUAGGUCAGCUGAAGUUUUUCUAGAUGGAAAGCAAUUACAGAAUAAGUCACCCUUCGUACGAAUUCACACUACUUUUAUCCUGCGAUUCUGAAUAUUUUCUUUAAAUCGACAAAGUGAGUAUAAUUUGUUGGCGACCUCAACCCCUCCUUUUUUUUGUUAAAACAGAUUUAGUUCUUGCAAAACUUGGUAAUUAUUUUCCACCAUUUUUAUUCUCGAAUUAUUUUCCUAAAAAUACUCAACACUUUGUCUGACAGUUACAUCACAAUCACGUGUGGCUUUUCGAUAUAAAAUGUAGCUAUGCUUUCACUGUUUAAGUUGCUAAUUUAUUAAGUAUUGUAGGUUAAGCAUUUCAAUUCGUACAAAAAAAUUGUUAAGAGAGCUUGAGUGAAAGCACGGCAUACCGAAUGGACAAACUGGUCAAUCCCAUGUGCAAUGAGUUGCUCUAAAGAGCCAUAUGUAAGUAAUAUAAACGCCGAUCGUUUGUCAAUUUUUUCGAAAAGCGAAGCAUGACUAUAAAUCGACCAUUUCCUUUGUGAGCAUGAAAUAAACAGCCAUAUCAGCAAUGAGGGAAUAAAUACAUUGUUGCAAAAGUGAAAUAUCUUAAUUGCAUUCAAACCUGGUUCAGUUCUUUUGUCACUUUAUGAAUAUGCUCUCGAUGAUAAAACAUGUUUUUCAGUAAUAACAAAAUCUUAAACGAGUCUGGAGACUUUGUGCAUCAUCCUCACAAACAGGAGGUCGAUUUAUUUAUUAAAAUGUAAAUAGAAGAAUAGGUGAUAUUUUGAUGGGUCCAAAUGAAAUCUAGUGACAUGUUUUUUUGCUAUUUGCUGGUUGGUAGGAUUGAUUCAUGAAAUGGAAUGAAAUUUUGACCAGUUAGUAUGUAAUAAACAUGUGAUAUGCUUCAGGUACAAAUUAUGGUCUUUUAAAGACAUUUCGAAAAUUAACAAAAAAUAUAUGGUUGAGCAGUGGAAGUUGGAUGUACGUACAUGUAUUUUAAGAUGAAUUUAAAUGAUUAUAUUUUUGUUUAUUUUAAAGCCUGUAUAAUUUAUUAUCAUGUUUAUCUAAUAAUUGAUGCUCCUCCAGAUUGUAAUAUUGAAUUAUUAACAGAUUGCAGUCAUGCUACUGCAGUUUUAUUUGUAUAAUGAAUUAAUGAUUUAACGAACACUAUUAGAACUUUCUAGCUUUCACAGCUAUUUUUAGUGCUCACGUUGCAUUUUCCACAAAGGAAUAUAUUCAUCAAAUUGAAAAUGUUUCGUAUUACAAGUAUGGUGAACCCUUUCACUUGUAUACAGAUAAUCAAGUGCAACAUACUUGUGGUGGAUAUUUGACUGAGUUUUUUUUGAAACGCGUUUGCAGUAUUGCUAUUAUUAAAAUUAGUUUGUUAUUUAUAUACUACUAUCCUACUAGAAUAGAAACCCUCAAAGUGGCCAACUUAUUAGUUAAAAACUAGGCUCAAAUUCAUCCAAAAGAACCAGAUAGGUAUCUGCUUAGCAGAAAAUGGAAGUGACACAAAUAUUGAUUCCACACCAACGAACAACACAGUUAAAUAAGCUGAAAGCAUAAUCUUCCAUAUAGGCUCUUCAAUACUGGUAUUAGUGAGUAUUAAAUAUUACUAUGUCAUCUAAUACUAGUUUUUGAGAUUACAUUCGAGUUUGGUUACUUUGAAUCAGGUUGCUCUAUUUUCUAAUAAAAUCUUUUGUGGUACGCUGCUGCAAUUUAUAAUACGAUUAGGUAUACUCCAUAGGAAGGAUGUUCCGAUCCACGAAAAGUAUCGAUACCAUGUAUCGAUUCGUAUGGUUUUAGAAAGUGUCGAUCGGAAUAAAAAUAUCAAUAGCACAAGUAUCGAAUCCUUUCGACACGGAACAUACACUACCGAAAAUCGAAGUGUGUUUCUACAGCCCUAAAAAUAAUGUUUACUUUUUUUACAAAAUAGCUUGACAAAUCACUUCUUACUGGAGGCAUCACUAUCACAAUAAUGUGACACUGUGUGUCAUGUGUGUGUAAUUCCCCGAAACUGAAUCCAAUCGGGGGUUGCUAGGUCGUUUAGAAAUUCAGUACUCAAGUACAUUGUGUAGUGUCAUUGAUAAAAUUUUAUAUGACAAUACCUCCCCAGUAAAAUGUUUCCCCAAAAGAAAUCCCCAGAAAAAACAACCCCAAAAUUUUCCCCAUUGAAAUGAAAAUUCCCUGUUUAUUGGGGAAAACCCCCUAAUGUGGCAACCCUGGAAUCUAAAAUUAAUAUGACACAGUCUGCAUCGAAAGAUGACGAUACUCGUGAAAUGUAUCCAUACACCCAAGUAUCGCAUAUAAAAAUAUCGAUCCAAAAUAUCUCGGGUAUCGGAAGCAAAAGUAUCGAUAGUUCUAAAUAUCGGAUCGUAUCGAACAUCCCUACUCCAGAGGCCCGAUAUUGCAAAAUUAUUAAGGCGCAAAAAUUGAUUUCAAGCCCAUUAUCCCCUCCUGAUCAUCGCACAUUUGAUGACGUCUGCGAAAACGUGGCAACUCCAAAACUUAUGCCAACUAUAAUAAUAAUCAAACGAUCAAUAAAUGGUUACUUAUCAUGAUGAUGGAAUAGCUAAUCUGAAAAAUCGUUUUUAGUACAUUAUAUUGUUUCAUACCAGUGAAGUAGGUUAAAUUAUUUAGUUUUAUAACAGGGUUUAUUAUGUGUCAUACAUAUAAAUUCACAUACACAUAGGUAGGACUCCUUACAUUACAGAUUCAGAAUGUUGAAAAAUCACCUUUUCCAAUCGAUUACAGUUUUUGAAAUUUUUCUGUUUUGAUAAUUGAUACAGUUCGCAAACCCAAAAUGUCAUUUAUCCAAAUCCUUGGCAUCAGUUUAUUGUUUAAAAAUACUAGUUCAUACUUUUAUAACAUCAUCAGGACUUUUAAUACCUAGUACCGUAGUGAUGUACUAGUAAAGGGACAAUAUAUUUGAUGUGUUCCACAACAUUUGUUCAUUUUAUCGAACUUGCGAAUUGUGCAUAUAUUAACGAGCAUCUUGUAGUUGAACAUUUAUCGUGAUAUACCUACGCAUAAAGUUAUACCUUUUUCUUGUGUAUUUUUAGAUGGCUAGGCUGCAUCAAGUUAGAAUUAAUUGAUUAGUACGAGAUAAUAUGUCAGUUUUGUCCACAUAAUUAGCCAUUAGUUGCCAUUGAAUUAUUUUAUUUUUGCGGAAUCCUCGAGACUCAAGGUUUCAAGAUGCUUGUUAAAUAGAAAUCAUUUGCCCUUCGAAAAGUUCGAAUGAUUAAAUAUUUGUGGUUGAUGAAAAGUUGAAUACAUGCAGAGUUCGCAAAUUCUGCAGUUCUGCAGAUGUUAAUUAUUUUGAGAUAUUAAAUAAAUAACUAUAUGUUUUCAACAUCUGUGAUGUUUAGAUUAUGAUCUCAAAAUAUUUUUAUAUAUAAUAUAUACGUAAAGGAUAAUGUUGUACUUACUAUGCGUUGGCAAAAACCACAAUUUGGUGCAUUGAACUGUUGUUUAGAGCUAUAUUUUCUAAAAUUGACAUGUCUGGCAUAGGUACACUAUUUUCCUUUGCAAGAGUAAUAUAGAAUAUAUAAUGUAAAUUUGUUGUAAAAAUUAACAUAAAAUUAUAUCUGGAGCAUUUAAAAUAUAGCUUCGUUUUGUUAGUGUACCUGAUGUUUUAUGUAUACUUUCCAACUCCAACUCCCGUCCAAUGACGCGCCGGACGCUGCUAUUAGUAAAUCAUUAACAGCUUCAUCUUGGUUGAUUCACUCAGUAGUGUAAGAAGAGGAUGGUUUCUUUAUAUUCUCCAAACAAACCGGAGAAGUUAAUUUCAC